Molecule: messenger RNA, 644 nt
Organism: Drosophila navojoa
Lineage: Eukaryota; Metazoa; Arthropoda; Insecta; Diptera; Drosophilidae
Source: RefSeq, a predicted model, not a curated record
AUACGACGUGAUUUACAUUAAUCAAUGGGAAAUAACAGUAAAAAGCAUGCAAGGUGUUAAUAGCUAAAAAUGUUUAAGCUUUAACUGUGUUUACCAACUGCCUCUGCAUUUCAAUGAACCACAGCCGAAUGAAGACGGAUUUCGGGUAUAAAUAUGGACUGCCAGCUGCAGUGGGUUAUCAAUCAGUCCUCAGCUACUUCCCACAGCAGCACCACCAACAAAUCCUCAACAUGUUCAAAUACGCCGUUGUCAUCCUCGCCAUCGUCGCCGCCGUCUCUGCCAAGCCUGGUCUGCUCCUGGGCAGUCCCUUGGCCUACAGUGCACCAGUUGUGGCUGCUGCUCCUGCUGCAGUGGUUGCAGCUCCUGCUCCUUACGUGACUGCCACCAGCAGCCAGGUGUUCGCCCGCAACUACAAUGGAAUCGCCGCUGCCCCAGUGAUCGCUGCUGCUCCAGUUGCUGCUCCAGUCAUUGCCAAGUACGCCGCUGCUCCAUUGGCUGCUCCAGUUGCUGCUCCAGUCAUCGCGAAAUAUGCUGCUGCUCCAUUGGCUGCUCCUCUGGCCUACAGCUCACCUUUGACAUACGCCGCUGCUGCUUCCCCUAUUCUGUUUUAAGAAUAUUCUGGUUAAAUUAAAUAAACGAAAAGA